Messenger RNA from Eutrema salsugineum, 1174 nucleotides. RefSeq lists its product as uncharacterized. NCBI's taxonomy places the organism in Eukaryota, Viridiplantae, Streptophyta, Magnoliopsida, Brassicales, Brassicaceae. The transcript is spliced from 2 exons. The record is from RefSeq and is a predicted model, not a curated record. Bases 92 to 1003 code for a protein of 303 amino acids.
AUGACUUUUAUUACCGACAGAGUCGUCGCUUCCUGUCUAAACCCUUCAGAAUCGAGUGUCGUCUAUCCAACGCCGGUGUGCCGUCGCCGAUAUGCUUCGUCGUACCUUUUACAAGCGCGCACGUGAUGAUCUAGCUUUCUGUCACCGCUUGUUGCACAUUCCGUAUAACGAACCAGAGCCUGAUUCAAAGGUAAUUUCCGAAAUCAUUAGUAUAGUUUCAAAGAAAGAAGCACCGGUUACUGAAACAUCCCAGCAACAUUGGCGCAAGAAUUGGCAAGAUCUGAGGAAGAAUAGGCUAACGGCUAGUAAUUUCUCACAUGCUAUUGGGUUUUGGCCUGAGGGUAGACGAGAGCUUUGGUUAGAGAAAAUCGGGGUAGCUAAGCAGUUCUCUGGAAACCAAGCCACGUUUUGGGACGCUAGCAAUGAAGUUGAAGCACUCAAGAGAUACAAGGAGUUAACGGGGAACGAGAUCCUCAUGCCUGAGUUCGUGGUGUACAAGAACGGUGAAGACCCUGAAGAAAACUGGUUAGGAGCUUCUCCUGAUGGAUUGAUCAAUGUGGUUAAAGAAGACGGAGUAACUUCAAGUGGCGUGUUAGAAGUGAAAUGCCCAUUUUACAGGGAUAACAAAGCGGAAGUGUAUCCGUGGAAGAAGGUUCACUGGCAAUGUGUCCCACAGCUUCAGGGUUUGAUGGAGAUUGUGGAUAGAGAUUGGUUGGAUCUGUAUAGCUGGACUCGCAAUGGAAGCAGCCUCUUCAGAGUUUGGCGAGAUACCGAGUUUUGGGAGGAUAUGAAACCGGCACUGGUUGAUUUUUGGCACAAGCAUGUUUUGCCUGCAAGAGAGGUAUACAAUAAUUUCGAUAUAAAAGACCCUCAAAUGAAGCUGAGAGAGUUCAUGCCUAAGAAGUUGCAUGAAGAUUGUAAGAAGAUCAUGCGUGGAGCUGAGAGAAUCAGCCGAGACUCCAACCGUUUGUUCUAUGAAAUCCAAGGGAAGCUUGUAGAUUGAUUUCGUAUCUUGCUUAGUUCAGUUUUGUAAACAUUAAAUCAAUCUCUUUUGAUGAGCCAAAUACAUAUUAUUACAUUGUGUAUUCUAUGUUUUUUUGUUGUGUUACAUCAGAAUAUGGGUUCUUUUUGGUUAAUGCUUCUCAAAGUUUUUUGUCUAUUACACUUGUCUAAG